AUGGUAGGCGCCGAUGAAAAUACAGGUGUUUGUGGCUUUCUUUGGCCGACAUGUUCUCGUCUUCUACCAUGUAUUUCGCCAGACAAUUCAUGCCUUCAGCCGAAUACAAUUUGCGUUCAACAUCCCUACUGUGAUGAUCGUCCUCUAUGUUAUCCAACUACAUUGAUCCAAGAAAAUUAUUGUCCACUAAUGACAAAUAAAACCAGUCUUAAAUGGAAACAAAGUGCAAUAACUGUGGCUGGAGGAUAUGGACACGGAAGUGAAUUAAACCAACUCUUCGGCCCUUCAGGGAUCUUUAUUGACGAUGAAAACACGAUUUAUAUUGCUGAUGCUCUAAAUAAUCGCAUCGUUACAUGGAAAUCUGAUUCAAAGAAUGGCCAAGUCAUUGCAGGUGGAAACGGAAUGGGAAAUGCAAAUGAUCAGUUGUACUGGCCAUCGGAUGUGGUUUUUGACAAACAAAACAAUUCUCUGAUUAUUUGUGAUCGAGGAAACAGACGGAUAGUGCAGUGGCUUUACCAGGACCAAACAAAACAACAAAUUCUUAUCUCUAAUAUUGAUUGUGAAGGUGUGGCAAUGGAUAAAAAUGAAUUUCUAUAUGUUUCUGACUCUGGGAACAAUGCAGUGAGACGAUGGAAAAGGGGAGCAUACAAUGAAGGGAUAGUAGUGGCAGGUGGAAAUGGCAAAGGAGGUCAACUUAAUCAAUUUGCUGAACCUAAUUUUAUCUUUGUUGAUGAAGAUCAAUCUGUCUAUGUAUCAGACCAAGACAAUGAUCGUGUGAUGAAAUGGAAAAAAGAUGCAAAAGAAGGAAUUGUUAUUGCUGGUGGGAAUGGUCCAGGAGCAAAUCUUAAUCAAUUAAUUGCUCCUCAAGGAGUGAUUGUUGACCAUUUGGGUCAAGUAUAUGUAGCAGAUAUUGGAAAUCAUCGAGUAAUGCGUUGGUGUGAAGGAGAUGAAAAAGGUGAAAUUGUGGUUGGUGGAAACGGGAUCGGAGUCGAAUCAAAUCAACUUUUUGGUCCCGCUAGUUUAUCAUUUGAUGAUAAAGGAAAUCUUUAUGUUGUUGAACGUUCAAGUGCUCGAGUUCAAAAAUUUUUAGUUGAUAUCUAA
Messenger RNA from Adineta steineri, 1101 nucleotides. Lineage: Eukaryota; Metazoa; Rotifera; Eurotatoria; Adinetida; Adinetidae. The record is from the annotation of a GenBank genome assembly.